Molecule: messenger RNA, 2670 nt
Organism: Acaromyces ingoldii
Lineage: Eukaryota; Fungi; Basidiomycota; Exobasidiomycetes; Exobasidiales; Cryptobasidiaceae
Product: kinase-like protein
Exons: 2
Coding region: 1-2670 (889 amino acids)
Biological process (GO): phosphatidylcholine biosynthetic process; phosphatidylethanolamine biosynthetic process
Cellular component (GO): cytoplasm
Molecular function (GO): choline kinase activity; ethanolamine kinase activity
Source: RefSeq, a predicted model, not a curated record
AUGCAUUCGCUCGGCUCGCUUGCACGGCAGCAGCAGAUCGACAACGAUGCUCGAGGACAGGUUGGCGGCGAUGCUCGGUCGACGGAGCUGGUCCUGGAGGAAGACGAGGAGGAGAAUGGUGCGAGUGGCUUUGAUGUCGAAGACGAGGACGAGGAGGAUAUGCAUGCCAAUGGCGUACCAGCGGCCAGGGGGUGGCGGCUCGACGUUCGAGAAGCAACAACGAGGCAGUUUCGAAUAAAAGUCCUCGACAUGUUCACGCGGGAGCUCAAGCUGCAGACGUGGUCCGAUGACACGGCCGACGCUUCAUUACUGCCUCUCUCGUGCGACCAGGUGCACCUUCGACGGAUCAGCGGCGCAUUCAGCAACGCAGUCUUCUUUGUCUCCUACAAGGUUGCCGAGGGUGUCCAGGCGCGCGUCCCCGACACCGUCCUCCUGCGUGUCUAUGGCUCUGGCACCGAAGUGCUCCUCUCGCGAAGGGCCGAGCUCCUCAUCCUCCACACCCUCUCGAGCCUCUACGAGAUUGGGCCUCACAUCCUCGGCACGUUUGCAAAUGGUCGCGUCGAAACCUACUUUGAUGCCGAGCCCAUCGGCAAGGAGGGCAUCCGCGACCUCGGUGACCGCAGCGAGACAAUCGUCGAUGACGGCAGCUUGCUUGUCCGCGGCCACGAGGGCAGGUCGCAAUGGGUGGCCAGGAGGAUGAGACAGCUGCACGAGGUACCCCUGGACACGAUGAGGACUGUCUUGGAGCAAGGAGAUCUUCGAGCUCCCAGCGAUCGCGGCUUUGGCAGGGGCAUCGAGAACCACCUCUUUGCGAGAAGCCACCGGCCAUCGGCAAGGAUAACAAAGAGCAUCAUGCAGCAGCAGCAACAGCAGCUUCAGCAGCAACAACAGGUAGCAGGUGGGAGCGGGUACUUUGGCGCAAAGGACGCCAAGGGUGCUGCCGGCAACAUUCGAGAGAGCCCAGCACCGAUGACGCCGACGGACGGCGCUGCACCAGGACUGACGCCAGAUACCUCUUUGAAAGCGACAGGAACCGAGGCAGCAGAGGCCCGGGCCAUGGCCAUCCGCGGAUUCUCACCCACGCACAGGAACAAUUCUGUUGCCUCGUUUGACUCGCUUGCUACGUCGUACAAUUCGCAAGAUGGAGGGAGCAUCGCCUCUGGAAGCUUUGACAACCUAAUGUCGUCGCCCGCCCUCACCUCUUCAAGCUACAGUGAGGCAGUGUCGGUAGCCAGGCGCGGCGGAGCAGGCAGCGAUUCGCCCUACACAUUCAAUACGCCCUCCGCUGCCCGCAGGAACAGCCGCAGUCGAGCACCAUACCCUGGUGUGUGGAGACGAACGAAGCGAUGGGCAAGGGAGGCCGGCAAAGUCAUUGCUCUGGUCGACGAAUUUGCCCGCUCGCCCGAGGGUAUCGCGGCCUGCUCCCAUGCCCUUGGCACGGACCCAAAGGGCCCUCCCUUUACAGCCUUUCCCUCGGCGCCACCAGCUGACAGGGUGCAUUCAAAGGACCUGGGACCGACGAUGACGAGUCUCCGUGACACGCUGCUGGCCGUCCAAGCCAUCGACUUUCCGCGCCUUCUUGAGCAGAUGGACGCAUUCAAGCGCUUUGUCCGACGGUGGGAGCGCAUCAAUGGCGUGAGCCGCAGGGUUCUGGCCCACGGCGACACGCAGUACAGCAACUUGCUCCUCAUCAAAACCUCCGAAGACGCUGGCAUGGGCAUGCCUCGGAAUGGAAGAGACUCAUCGCGCGACUCUCGACGAGGGUCCAACGAAUCGUCGCGCUCGCGGUCCCGGCCAGCAAGGACUGCGCCGUACGAGCGUCUGGUCGUGAUUGACUUUGAGUACUGCUCUCCCAACCCGAGGGCCUACGACAUUGCCAAUGCCUUUCACGAGUGGCGCUUUGACUACCAUUCCCAGAGCGAAUGCUGGUCGCCGUACAUUGAGCCAUACCCUUCACGCCACCAGCAGCGGAGAUGGCUGAGAGCCUACGUCGAGCAAGGCAGGCUGAUUCGAAUGCGAGGUAAAGCACCAAAGAGCGCCAGCGGGGGCAGCUCCGCCAUCCUCGACUCUCCGAACCUGCCGCCUGCCGACGAACUCGCGCUGCCACCUCCAGCCUUUGCCCCCCUAUCCCCUGUGGUCAAAUCCACCAGCAUCGAAGCGACGCCAAGACGGAAUUCGACGCUAGCCGACGAUCCGACCACAUCGCCCACAUGCGUACUUGGCGGCCAGAACCGUGGCAAAAUCAAGGCCACGGGAAUCACAUUCCACUCUCCCGCCCCCUCUCCACGCAUCACGCCUCACCGAAGCAGUGCGUCGCCCACCAACGUCUUUGGCGGCGCAAACAAGGGUCCUUCGUCGCUGGUCCAGCUCGAAGCGAGCAUCGAGCGAGAGAUUGAUCGACUCGAACGGGAAGUCGAGGUCUGGAGCCCGGCGUGCCACGCCUGCUGGGCCCUUUGGGGCAUUACAUUUGCGAAAGAAAUGAUCGAGGGCGUCAUCAAGGUCGCGACGGAGCAGGUCAAGAGCGGCAUGCUGGGUAAGGAGUCCUCUUCCCUGCCAAAGGAAAUCGAGAAUAUUGUCGCGGGCUCGGCGGAGAGCUUUGACAAUCUUCGAUACACUCUUGGCAGAGUCGAACUUUUCAGGGCUGAGCUUACUACCCUCGGAGUCAUUUGA